AUGAUUGCUGGCUUUCAGAGGGAGGCGGAUCUUUGUGUCCAAUGUGUCUCCACAGAGCUCACUUGAACCUUUCUCCUCGAACCAAACGAGCCCCGCUGAGAUAGCUGAGAGCCGCUUUCUCUCUCCCGGAGAGGAGCUGGAGGCGGACCGGGGGAACUGAGCAAUGAUCAGCACCAUGGAGUGCGCCGUGGACGCGCAGAGCCUGAUCUCCAUUUCCUUAAUGAAGAUCCACAACUCCAGGACGCAGAGAGGAGGAAUCAAGCUGCACAAAAACCUGCUGGUCUCCUACGUGCUGAGGAACGCCAGGCAGGUCUACAUCAAGGAGAAGUACGCGGAGAUCUACAGGAUGCAGCAGUACGAGGAGGUGAUGACUGUCUGCAACGAGAUCCAGGAACUCAACCCGCUGGAUCUGGAGGCGGAGGACGCGGAGGACGAGGAGCAGGCGCGGGCUGCUUGCUGCGCAGAGGAGGCGAGCGCGUGCGGCUCUCCGUGCCACAGAGGCGCGGCGCAUUGCCGGGCGGCGGGCACUGUGGCCGGCUGCUCCCUUCUGGAGGACGGCUGCAAAGAGCCGGAGCCCUCCUAUUACCGCAGCUGCUGUAUGGAAGCGCCCCCCGCUCCGCUCUGCGAGCAGUGUCCCGCAAAUAGCAGCGCGCACUGCAACAAGACCACGGUGCUGGACCUGGACACGCAUGUGGUGACCACGGUGGAGAACGGCUACCUCCACCAGGACUGCUGCUGCGACGCGCUCCAGUGCGGCCAGAGCGCGCAGUCCCCGGCCAAGAAGCGAAAGGUGGAGUUCGGCUGCUGCGCGUCGGACGCGGAGGAAGCGCAUGACUUCACGGCGGCUCGCAAACGGGCCAAACGCGAGGACUGCUCCUACUCCGCCCCGGACUAUACGGACACUUCCAACAUCUCCAACCUGAUCUCCAUCUUCGGCUCGGGGUUUUCGGGGCUGCUGAGCAGGCAGGCGGACUUGGAGCAGAUCUGUAGCAAACAAGCCCUAGCCAGCCUCGGAGCGUGGACCCGAGCCAUCGUCGCGUUUUGAAUGGAACACUUUUUGUUUUGGGGAGGGGAGAGCGGGUUCAGCUGGAGCGGGACUGUGUGAUGCGUUCAGCUCCUGUGUGGUGAUGAGGGGGUGGAGGUGGUGGGGGGGAUCACUUUGCUUCAAACUUUAAACGUUCUGAGGUCCCAGAAAGUUUACAGAAUCGCAACAUUCUAGCAGAAAGCGAGAGAAACGGUGCAGAAAUGUGGACGUUUUUGCACCUUCAGUAACAUGGCAUGGUCACAGGAGCGGGGAAACUUAUCAUGACACACAAGUGUUCUCAGAACAUCACAAAGGUCUUUGCAGGGUUGCAGAGAACAGGGAGUUUAUGGGGACCUGGUAAAUAUAGUGGUAAACAGGGGGUCAGUUUUAGCUCUUGUAUUCACAGCGAUGCUGCUAAAAGCAAGUUUCGUAACUACAGCUGUCACUUUUUCCCUAACAGUUUAGCAAAUUUAGCCUCUUAUUUUGUGGAGACUAGGUUACAGAAAUUUGGGCCCUUAUGGGGACAUUUAGGGGUCAGCUUGUACUCCCUUUUCUUCACAAUUGGGCAAAGAAAGUUUCCAGUUUUAAGUCAGUGUGUUCCAGCUGCCCCUUCCUGCCCACCUUUUCCAGUGUCAGCCAUAAUAAAAUCCCAUGUGCUAAAUAAACCAACAACUCCAACUGAAUUGUACCUCAAAGCACACUUGUGUCUUACAAAUCAAUAACAAUGCUUCUAAUUGGAGGAAAUGGAGGCGUUCCAGCUGAGCCCGCUCUCCCCCUACAGUGUCUAAAUCGACUUUAUUUUUGCAAGGAAAAAAAGAAAAAGAAGAAAAGCUAUUUAUUAAAUGAGAAAUUUAAUGAUAAUAGUUUUUUUGACAGGGAGAGGCGGGAGAGUUGUUGGUGUCAUGUGCAGGCUUUUCAUAAAAUCUGACAGAAAUGGAUCCGUUGCCUUAAAUCCAAUGCACACUACUGCUAGCUAUUGUCAUAAACAGAAAGUCCAUUAUUGGAAGUGACUGAAUGUGUCUGCCGUCCUCUCCCGUCCUGAAACUCUCAAACUGAUCUUGCACACUCCCAACAGCUUUGUCGUCCUGUGAAGCACCACGUUCGAGAACUCACUCCCCAGAAAACACUCUUGAAGGUACACGGACUCUGAAGCAGCUCAUAUCGCUUGAUGGAGUGCCAACACUUUAUUCCACGUGGUCGUCUCUGCACCUCCGCUCCCACCUCCCUUCCAGCGUGUGAUAGUAAACAGUCCGGCUCAUUUCUGACAGUCUGACAUUGUUUUCUUAAUCAUGGUUGUUGCUCAAAGCCUUUCACAGCAAUUCAUGAUUCCAGCUUUGGUUUUGUGAGUUUCACUUUGUACAAAAAUACACAAAACGUACAUAAAUAAAAGAGAAUGAUUGAUUUUUAGUCCUUUUGUUUUAAAAAGGCAAGCUCAUGUUUUUAGCCAUAACCUGA
Oreochromis niloticus (Nile tilapia) is the source of this 2479-nucleotide messenger RNA. It is a transcript of the gene ier5l, whose product is annotated as immediate early response 5-like. Bases 164 to 1045 code for a protein of 293 amino acids. The record is from RefSeq and is a predicted model, not a curated record. Lineage: Eukaryota; Metazoa; Chordata; Actinopteri; Cichliformes; Cichlidae. The transcript has a single exon.